AUGGGGAAUGUCCCGAGCGGCGGCAGCGACGACGAAGAGCUCGAGGGCCCGGCCGGGGGCUGCUCUGGGCCGGGGACCGGGCCAGGGGGGCCGGGGCCGGGCCCGGGAGCGCCCGGACCCGAGACUGCGGGCCUGGUCUGCAGCGCCCCGGGGCCCGCCGGUCCCUCUGCGGGCGGCCUGCCGGGACCCGCGGCGCUGCUGGAGCCCGGAGCGCUGCGACAGGCGGCCCGCCUGAGCCCCGGUGCCCCUGGCCCGGCCCCGGCCCCGGCCCCCGACGGCUCGGGCCGCCCAGCGCUGCUGCGCUGGCUGGAGGAGCGCCGGGCCCGCGGGGACUCGGUGGUGAGCGGGGAGCAGCUGCGGGAGGCCCUGGAGGCGCGCGGGGCCGGCGACGAGGUCUUCGCCCAGUUUGACGUGGAGGCGGACGGCCCGGUGGAUGUGGAGAACAUGCUGGAGGCCCUCAAGAGCUCCAGGGGCGCCAGCCUCCCCGGGGAGCUGAGCCACGUCACCAGGCAGCUCCAGGCCUGCCCCCUGGUUCCCGGUUUCAUCGACAUCUUUUCCGAAGGCACGGAGAGCCUGGGCGCCCACUCUGCCAUGAUCUUGCGCUUCCUGCACCGGAACCGCAUCGCGAGCAUGGCGCUCCCUUACCCGCUGCUGGAUUACUGCCACACCGUCUGUGCCAUGAGGUCGUCCGUGCUGAGAGAGUCUCUGGACCAGCUCGUGCAGAAGGACAAGGAGGCCCCGGGAGAGCUGAACGGGAGCCCCGAGUCCGACCAGCUCAAGGCCGUCGCCAAGUGCUACACGUACAUCGAGACGUCCUCCAACUCAGCCGACAUCGACAAGAUGACCAACGGAGAAACGUCGUCCUUCUGGCAGUCCGACGGCAGCGCCCGCUCGCACUGGAUCCGCUUGAAGAUGAAGCCGGACGUGGUCCUCAGACACCUGUCGAUCGCCGUGGCGGCGAGCGACCAGAGCUACAUGCCGCAGCAGGUCACGGUGGCCGUGGGCCGGAGCACCGGCAGCCUCCAGGAGGUCCGCGACGUCCACAUCCCCAGCAACGUCACCGGCUACGUGACGCUGCUGGAGAACGCCAACAUCAGCCAGCUGUACGUCCAGAUCAACGUGAAGCGCUGCCUCAGCGACGGCUGCGACACCCGGAUCCACGGGCUCCGGGCGGUGGGCUUCCAGCGCGUGCGCCGCGCGGGGGUCUCGGUCUCCGACGCCUCCGCCAUCUGGUACUGGUCCCUCCUGACGUCUCUGGUGACGGCCUCCAUGGAGACGAGCCCGGUGUUCGUCCAGACCAUUCUGCAGAACACCCAGAAAGCGCUGCAGCACAUGCCCCCGCUCUCGCUCUCCCCGGCCUCCACGGACGGGGCCAGCUUCCUGUCUCCCAGCGUCCUGGGCGAGGUGGACGGCUUCCUGGUGAGAAUAACCAGUUGCUUGGCUAACCCGGAAGUAGAGCUGACCUUGCUGGCCUUUGCCCUGGCCCGAGGGAGCGUGGCCAAAGUGCUCAGCUCUCUGUGCGCCAUCACCGACCACUUGGACGCGCCCUACCAGGCCUCGGCCCUGAUCGCCUCGAUGGCCGCCGUGCGACAGAACCUGCUCUACAAAUAUGGCAGGAUUCUGCAGCCAACGCUCCAGGCGUGUGAUGUCAAGGGGAAGGGUGAGAAGUCGGGGCCGGAAAACCUCCUGGCCGAGCCCUGGAGUGGAGAUGGCUUUCUCACGGAGACGGGCAAGACCAGGGCGAGCAUCAUUUUCUCCACGGGCACAGAGGCGGCCUUCCAGGUCACGCAGCUGAGGAUCAAGGUGCGGCGGGGCAGCAUCGGGGCCCAGUGCGGGCUGGUCUUUGCCUACAACUUCCCCUCGGAGAGGUUCCAGGCCGAGGAGCACUUUCAGAGGUUCGAGAAGUACGAUACGUGGAGGCUCCCCGAGUACCGGCAGUUCUUAAAAAGCAGGGUGGGCAGCGCCUGGGCGGACCUCGGGGAGGACGAGCCCGCCGGCUGGUUCGAGGCCGAGGAGGACUGGGACGAGGUGGAAGUGAAGAUGCAGCCGUGCCGGGUGGCCAAGUAUCUGAUGGUCAAGUUCCUGUGUACCCGGCGCGACACGGCCGAGCGCCUGGGCGUGCAAGGCCUGAGCGUCUACGGCUACCUGCGCCCCGCCGACGCCGAUCUGGGCCCCGGCACCCGCUGUGCCACCUGCGACCCCGAGGCCGACCGCAUCUGCGGCAUGACCCUGCUCCUGAAGACGCUCUCCUUCGUCCAGCAGCUGGCCCAGGACCUGGCACGGCAGAGAGAGAGCGGGUUCAAGCACAAGCCCCUGCUGGACACGGCCGGCCUCAGCCUGCGGCUCUUCUGGGGCUUCUACAGCAAACUGGAGGCCCGGCCCAGGGAAGAGUGCGUCCUGGCUCGCACCAUGCUGCUGCAGCUUCUGCAGAGCUGUUUGUCGGAGCUCACGGCGGAGCCCCAGGCCACGGCGGGGCCCCCACCACCGAACGGCGGCGUGCAGGCUGCGCCGGAGGACCUGUACGCGCACCUGUGCCAAGUGGUGGACGAGGCGGGGGACGACCCUGUGCCAUUGAAAAGACUGCAGGCCGAGGUGAGGAACACGCUCCUCCAGGGAGCCGCCGUCUUCUUCCCCGAUGGCCGCGCCCGGCGCCGCCACCUGUUUGCCAUGAUGAAGAACAUCACGGAGCCGGAGCAGAAGCCGUCUGCGCAUCUCACCUUCAGGUCCUUGUGCACCUAUUUCAGUGGCCGCGACCCCGGAGGCCUGCUGCUGCUCCCAGAGAAGGGGGGCCCGGCCGAGCUGGACGUUCAGGAAGUGCUGGCCGUCAUGGACACGCUGCAGGCGGCCGCUGCCAAGGAGUGCGACAUGCUGAUGCAGGACGCGCCCCCAGGCGAGAGCGGCCCGGCCUUGUUCUCCCUCUUCUGGUCGGUGCAGGGGAGCCUGCUGUCCUGGUGCUACCUGCAGCUCAAGGGCAGCGAGCCGCGGGCCAAGCAGCUGGCCGCGGAGACGCUGGAUAGAUACACGGGACAAGUCCUGGCCAGCGUGAGGACGGUCUUGCGGUCCCUCCUGUCCCAGUUUAGUGGGAAAAAAGUAGUGGAAAAGUUGUGUAACUCUGUGUUUGCCAUGGCCACCCGGCAGCUGGUCAUCUUCCUGCUGGAUUUCUGCCCCCUGGACAUCCCGCACUUGGCCCUGUUGAAGGCGUUCAGCACCCUGACGGACCUCCUGAAGGACCUCUGCAGCGACCCCGACGGCGGCCCCGAGCAGAUGGACGUGGACACGUGGCAGCAGGAGCAGCCCGUGGUGCUGAACACCUGGGCCAUGGAGUCCGCCCACAACUACGAGAACAACCGCCACGAGGCGACCGUCUUCCUCAGCCCCGGCGCCACCUCCUUCGAGGUGGAGUUUGACGACAAGUGCGAGACGGAGACGAGGUACGACUACCUGGAGUUCACCGACGCCCGGGGCCUGAAGACGCGCUACGACACCAAGGUCGGCACGGACAAGUGGCCCAAGAAAGUCACCUUUAAGGCGGGCCCCCAGCUGCACUUCCUCUUCCACUCGGACAGCAGCAACAACGAGUGGGGCUACAAGUUCACGGUCACAGCCUACGGCCUGCCGGACGUGGCCAUUUCCUGGGGCCUGGACUUGCAGCUCCUGGUUUCCAGGCUGAUGGGGCGCCUGGCUUCCCAGUGCCUGGCCUUGCGAGCCGACCAGUUAGGGGGUGACACGGGACUGCCUGUGGCCAAGGUGACCCCUGUCCUCCACUCCCCCUUGUGGAAACCGGUCUUCAGGCACCAGCUGUGCCAGGAGGGGCUUCCGGGAGCCUGUGGGCCCGCUCCUGCGCCCCAGGAUGGCAGAGAGAGCCAGAGCGCUCAGGCCGACCCGGGCCGGGACCUCCUCGUCGACUUCGCCAAGUCAGACGCCGUUCAGGGCUUCUGCGGGCGGAGGCCCGAGCUUUUCCAAGGACUCGCACAGGCAUGUAAAAAACAAGCCCCGCAGACAGAUAGCGUUGCCGGUUCUGCGGUGGAUCGAGCCGUGAACGCCGCGUUUGCCGCGCUGGUGUAUCUCACGCCGCAGCUGUAUGAGAAGCUGCAGAGCUAUGUUACUGGCGGGGGCCAGGGGGUGCUGAGUGAGGACUUUGCCCAGGUGUACGCCCUGGCCGAUGGGAUCAGGAUAUGGAUGUUAGAAAUGAAGCAGAAGGCGCUGCUGGAGCAAGGGGACGAGGGUUCAGGGGAGCCCGAUGCCGAUGUGCGUGAGGUGAACCCGGAGAGCCUGGCCAGAGAGUGCGCGCAGAAAGCUCUCCUGCUGCUGCAGUUCCCGCCUAUGGGAGCGAGCCGGCAGAGAAGCGGCUCCGUGGGGGAAGAGCACGUGCCGGCCUCAGGACCCGAGAGCCCCCGUCAGCGGGUGGAGGCCGCCCCGGGCCCUUCCAGCAGGCCCUUGGAAAGGAGCACCUCCCAGCAGGACGAGGGGCUCUCCCCCCCGUCCACACCCACCCGCCGGCCGACCUUCGGCCGGGGCCGCCUCAGGCUCCUGUCUUUCAGGUCUGUGGAGGAGACCCGGCCCGUGCCCACGGUGACCGAGAAGUACCCCCUCCUCAAGGACGUGAUGGACUUCCUUAAGGACCAGGCGCUCUCCCACGAGAGCGUCCUGAAGGUCCUGUCGCUGAAGAGAUCCCAGGCCAAGAGCGUCCUGGAUGCCCUGAGCACGGCCCGGACCUGCGUGGAGCAGCUGGGGAGGCCGCACUGCUUCCACCCCGCCUGCCUCCUCUUCCUGCUGGAGCUGCUCACCUGCCAGAAGGAUUUUGCUGACUACUUUGGCCACUUGGAAGGCUGUGGGGCCGCGCUGCACGCAGAGAUCCGCCACGCCUACCACCAGCUCGUCCGCUUCUUGGUGGACGCCGUGAAGGGCUUCGGCAACCUGAAGGACAGGUCCCUGCUCCCUGCCCUGUCCUGCGUCCAAGCGUCCCUGCUCCAUCUCCUGGAUAUGGGCUGGGAGCCCAGCGACCUCCCCUUCCUGGCCGAGAUCCGGCUGCCAGAGCUGCUCAUGACCAUGGCGCAGGAAAACAUCAGUCUCCACCACAGGGCCAUUUGCCAGUGGAGCGAGGACGAGGAGAUGGCCGAGUACCGCCAGACCUCGGAGUGGAUGGAGGAGUGUCGGGACGGGAUGUUCGAGGCCUGGUACGAGAAGAUCGGCCAGGCCGACGCCGAGAAGCAGAGGAAGAUGCACAUGUUCAUCGCCCGCUACUGCGACCUGCUGAACGUGGACAUCUCCUGUGACGGCUGCGACGAGAUCGCUCCCUGGCACCGCUACCGCUGCCUCCAGUGCCACGACAUGGACCUCUGCAAGACCUGUUUCUUGGGUGGAGUGAAGCCCGAGGGCCACGAAGACGACCACGAGAUGGUGAACAUGGAGUACGCCUGUGACCACUGCCAGGGCGUGAUCGUGGGCCGCAGGAUGAACUGUGACGUGUGCGACGACUUUGACCUCUGCUACGGCUGCUACGCGGCCAAGAAAUACUCCGACAGCCACCUGCCCAGCCACGGCGUCACCGUCUACCCCAUGGUGACCAUCCGCACCAGCGACUGCCAGCGGCUCGUCCAGCCCUACGUCCACAACUACUCCUGGCUGCUCUUUGCCGCCCUGACGCUGUACGCCGCCGACCUGGCCGGAGGGGCCGAGGCGGAAGGGGAAGGGCCGGACCCUGGGGCCCUCCGGGCCGCGGCCACCCUGCAGGCGCAGUGCCUGCGGCUCCUCGGAGAAUGCCUGCUGAAGGCGCAGCGGAACGCGGAUGCGGACCCAUCCUCAGAAAACGACCUGGUCUCUGUUGGCUCUUUCCAAGAUGGCGCCGGGGAGGAGAAGGCCGCCGAGAUGACGGGCACCCCCAUGGCGGUGCCCAGCUGGGGCCAAGGGGACGCCAGGGAUGAGACCCUCCCCUCAGACGGCGCGCCGGCCGCUCUGGGAAGCCAAAGUUCGUCUCCGGAGAAGGCACCGUCUGGGGAAGCCCCCGAGGAAGCCCACGGGCCGGCGCUCCCAGACGCUUCCCCCGUGAGGGCCGUGCGGGAACCAAUCGUGCCCCCGAGCCCCGAGCAGGUGUUUGCCGAGUGCUCCCAGAAGAGAAUCUUGGGAUUGCUGGCCGCCAUGUUGCCGCCCAUACAAUCCGGUUCCACGGUCUCCUGGGCAAACCUGAAGGACAUCCUGCCCCUGAUGUUCCAAGUGGUGAUCUCCAACGCGGGGCACCUGAACGAGACCUACCACCUGACCCUGGGCCUGCUGGGCCAGCUCAUCGUCCGGCUCUCGCCGGCCGAGGUGGACGCCGCGGUGACCGGGGUCCUCUCGGCCAAACACGGCCUGUUCUCGGCAGGGGACGGGGCGGCUGCGCCCGAGGGCUGGGACACGGUUCACCUGCUCUUCAGCCUGGGAGCCGUGUGCCUGGACAGCCGCGUGGGCCUGGACUGGGCCUGCUCCAUGGCGGACAUCCUGCACGCCCUGCACGGCUGCCCGCACUGGCACGGCGCGGUGGCGGCCUUCACGGAGCACUGCCUGAAGCAGCUGCCCUUCCAGCUGAAGCACACCAACAUCUUCACCCUGCUCGUGCUGGUGGGCUUCCCCCAGGUGCUGUGUGUGGGCGCGCGCUCCCUGUACCUGGACAACGCCAACGAGCCUCACGACGUGAUCGUCCUCAAGCACUUCACGGAGAAGAGCCGGGCCGUCGUCGUGGACGUCAAGACCCGCAAACGGAAAACAGUCAAAGACUGCCAGCUGGUGCGGCCGUGUGGCCAGGGGGGCGCGGCCUCGCCCACGCCGCUGAGCGCCCACCUGCGGCACUUCACCUUCAUCAGCAGCCACCUGCUGCAGAGCAGCCUGGAGCCCGGCUGCCCGGAGGCCGUGGAGGCCACGUGGGUGCUGUCCUUGGCCCUCAAGGGCCUGUACGGGACCCUGAAGGCUCAGGGCUUUGAGGAAAUCCAGGCGGCCUUCCUGGAGUCGGGGCUGCUGAAGCUGCUGGUGAAGAAGUGUAGCCGCGGCACCGGCUUCAGUAAGACGUGGCUCCUGCGGGACCUGGAGAUCCUGUCCGUGCUGCUCUACUCGUCCAAGAGGGAGCCUGCGCCGGGGCCGCCGCAGCCAGGCAGCCCUCCCGGGGACGUGGCGCAGGGCAAGCCGGACCCGCUCGAGGGCCUGGAUGAGGCCACCAAGGUCUGUUUCCUGAUGACCCACGAUGCCCUCAAUGCCCCUUUGCCCAUCCUCCGGGCCAUGUACGAGUUACAGAUGAAGAGGACGGAUUCCUUCUUCCUGGAGGUCCAGAGGAGGUUUGACGGAGACGUGAUCACGACCGACGAGAAGAUCCGGAGCCUGGCCCAGAAGUGGCAGCCUCGGAAGCGCCUGAGGCUGGAAGAGCUGACCUCGAGAGCCGUGGACACGGACAUGAUCAUCCUGCCCUGCUGGGCGAAGCCCGUGGCCUGCGACCGCGCAGCUGAAGAGUCUGACCCCGUGACCCAGAAGCUGAUCGCCAGCACCGAGAGCGACCUGCAGCUCAGCUACGCCAAGCAGCGCAGGGCCAAGAGCGCCGGACUCCUGCACAAGGAGCUGGGCUCCCGGGCCAAGAGCGCCGCGCGUGCCUACCUGCGCCGCGUCAACGAGGCCACGGCCGUCCUCUACGCCCGGCACGUGCUGGCCUCCCUGCUCGCCCAGUGGCCGGAGUCCAUGGCCAUCACGGCUGACGUCCUGGAGCUCACCAGCCCGGCCCAGAUGGCCUACAUCCUGGACAUGCUCAUGCAGCUGGAGGAGAGGCAGCUGUGGGAGAAGAUCCUGCACAAGGUGCUCCAGAGCUGCAGCCAGGACAUGCUGGGCCCCAUGGCGCUCACGGCCUGUCACUUCAUGGAGGAGCCGGGGACGGCCGUGCAAGUGCGCGAAUCCAAGCACCCCUACAAAAACAACACCACCUUUGAGGACAAAGUCCACAUCCCCGGCGCCAUCUACCUCUCUGUGAAGUUUGACCCUCAGUGCAGCACCGAGGAGGGCUGCGACGAGCUCGCCAUGUCCAGCAGCAGCGACUUCCAGCAAGACCGCCACAGUUUCAGUGGCUCUUCCCAGAAAUGGAUCGACUUUGAGCUUCCAGGAGACACGCUGUACUACCGAUUUACUUCUGACAUGAGCAACACGGAGUGGGGCUACAAGUUCACUGUGACGGCCGGACAUCUGGGGAGAUUUCAGACAGGCUUUGAGAUUCUGAAGAAGAUGUUGUCGGAGGAGAGGGUUGUUCCACACCUGCCCCUGGCCAAAAUCUGGGCAUGGCAGGUGGGCGUGGCCUGCCGCCAGACCGGGCACCAGCGGCUCAAAGCCAUCCACUUGCUCCUGAAGAUGGUGCAGUGCCGCGGGCACAGUGACCUCUGUGACCUUGCCCUGCUCCGGCCCCUCUGGCAGCUCUUUGCCCAAAUGGAGAAGGGUCUGUGCCAGGACGUGAGUCAGCCCGGCCUCCUCCUGCCCCUCCACCGAGCCCUCACCGAGCUUUUCCUUGUUACUGAGAACAGAGUCCAGGAGCUAGGCUCCCCGCAGGACUACCUGCUCGCCUUAACGACGGAUGACUACCUGCUCUGCUGCACGGCCCAGGCGCUGAGGAACAUCGCCGCCAUCAGCCUGGCCAUCGACUACCCGAACAAAUCGACCAGCGUCUGGAAGGGUUAAGGGCCCCUCGGCAGCCCGCGGGUCCCCUGCUGUUCGGGGCGCGGGCGUGCAGGGCCCUGCUGACCGGAGGGAGCCGCCGGGAGGGUCAGCUCUGAAAGGCCUCCCUUCUCGGGGAGAGCCCUGGGGCCCGCCGAUGCUUCCUGGGAGCUCCUUCAGGUGCUCCCAGGGUGACCCGUGGGCAGACAAGUGACCUUCCGAGAACCAAGCGAGAGCGGGCGGGCUUGGGCCCCGUGUCUGGUGGCGACUGAGCUUCUCCCCCCUCCCCCCAGAGCGUUUCCAUUUCUGCACUGGCUGCUCAAUUUCUCCUUGCCCCGGGGUGGGGGGGUGGGGGCGGCCAGCGGGACACCGCUCAGGGGCCGGCUGGAGCCGAGACUCGGGGCCUCCCCCCCUGCCCCGCGGCCUCAGCCCCCAGGGCGCCGCGGACUUGAGCCAUUCUGAAACCGGCAGCACAGCAAUAACUGGCUGGGCCCGAGUGCACGGCUUUCGGUCGGCUUCGGCGCUGGGUCAUCGAAGAAACGAAGUCGGGUCCGAGGAGCGGCGUAGGGGACCUCCGGGGACCCGCUGGCCAGGGGUACGGGGGCAUCGAGAGGAAAGUGCGUCGUGGCGGGGGAGAGAUGAUGGUCUCCGGGUGCCUCGUCCCCCUCCUGCCCCGACACAGGCCUUGGGGUUUCCUUGUCGAUGAGCCCCGAGCCCUCGCGAGAUCGGUCCCCCGCGGCUGCGCUUUGGGGACUCUCGGUCACCCCCAUCGGCCCCUCGCACCCGCUCCCCAGCCCCGGCGCUGACAGUCGCUGCCCGGUUCACACUGCCUUAUAGCCGACUUCGGAGACGGCCCCGACUUGGGCCCGGGGGGAGCGAGGGGGGACGCUAGAAAAUGUGCCUAACGAAGACUCCGACAAUUCCGGGAUGAGGAGCCCGCCGGGGCGCGCCCUAUUUUCAUUCAUCGGUUUUAGAUCUCCUUCCUUUCGUACGGGUUUCCUAUUUGGGAUUUUUAUUUGGUUGAAAAGAAAGCCUUGAGCCGACACCGCGGGGUCGCCUGUAAAAACUGGGUAUAAUAUACAAAUGGAGAGAAAUAUAUUGUAAAAAAGCUGUCAAAAGACAA
Molecule: messenger RNA, 9778 nt
Organism: Antechinus flavipes (yellow-footed antechinus)
Lineage: Eukaryota; Metazoa; Chordata; Mammalia; Dasyuromorphia; Dasyuridae
Gene: ZZEF1
Product: zinc finger ZZ-type and EF-hand domain containing 1
Exons: 55
Coding region: 1-8679 (2892 amino acids)
Biological process (GO): regulation of synaptic plasticity; protein ubiquitination
Cellular component (GO): postsynapse
Molecular function (GO): ubiquitin-like protein ligase activity; zinc ion binding
Source: RefSeq, a predicted model, not a curated record